UUUUCCACGGCGGGAGCGGGUGGUGAUAAAGAAGAAGAAUAGGACACACAACCACCCCACCACACAGAGUUCAGUUUCCGUCAGUCCGUCAGGCAGAGUCAGUUCAGUGGUUCAGUGUCAAGCUAGUCAGAAGUGAAUAGGUGUGUUGUGCGAGGAUCUUCGAAGGUGGAUGUUGGUCUUCUUAAUCAAAAGACAAGAGCAAACAUUAGAAGUUUUGGUUUGUCCGGUUGACUGUGACUUUUUUUUGGGGGAUUUGGUCGUGUUGUGGAGAAGUUUCGGGUCGUCUGAAAAAGGGGAUCAAUCGUUUUCAGUUUCGGAUUUUUUCUCUCUUGGUGGAGCAGGUGGAGGGAGGGAAUUGAAAAAAGAGACAGUGGACCGAGCGUAGAGAAAGAGAGAAAGGUGGAAGAAGAAAAGUUCGAGGGAAAAGAACUGCUGGCGAAGAAGUGAGAGACUCUGCCUGAACUGGUAGAGUGGUGAUGCGACCAGUCACGAAAUAGGAUCAGGAGCAACGCCAACACCAGUUUUUCCAAGGAUGACGGAUUAAGAGUGGGUCAGAGUUUAGGAAGAGUCAGAGCCAAACCCAGCGAAAAAAGCCAGGCUAGAGUGUGUCAAAUACCAUGGAUGAUGAAGCCGUCACGAGUCAUCCGCACUUGGCCGGAGUAGCGUGAGUCUCGACCAGCAGCAGAACCGGCAGCAGAUCCGCGGAGGCAGAGCACCACAACAUCACAUCAGAAGCAGCAGCAUCAGCAUUGCAUCGUCGUGCAAAAACAAAAUGGCGGGUGCUGAGCAUUCGUUUGGAAGAAAGACAUUUCACAAGCCAACCUAUUGCCACCACUGCUCGGAUCUGCUGUGGGGACUAAUCGGACAAGGAUACAUCUGUGAAGUCUGCAACUUCAUCGUUCACGACAAGUGCGAGAAGAAUGUGAUAACACCUUGCCUCGGCGUCGCACCGUAUCUCAUCCGAAACCCGGUCGCACACUGCUGGUCCGAGCCGGAAAAGCACCACAAGCGGAAGUUCUGCUCGGUCUGCCGCAAACGAUUGGAUGAAACCUCCGCCGUGCACUGUCUAAUUUGCGAGUACUUUGCCCACGCCGAGUGUCAGGACUUUGCGAUCCCCGAUUGCAAGGAGAAUGCCACGUACGUGCCGGGCAAGGAGCUGGGCCACGUCAAACACCAGCACCACUGGCGCGAGGGCAAUCUGCCGCAAUCGUCCAAGUGCGCCCACUGCAAGAAGGCAUGCUGGUCCUACGAAUGCCUUACGGGUUACCGCUGUGAAUGGUGUGGCACAACGACGCACGGUGGCUGCCGGAACAACAUCCCAUCGGAGUGCACCUUCGGCACACUUCAGCCAAUCUACUUGCCACCGCAUGCCGUCUCCAUACCGCGAACUGAAGUGCCAAUGGAAGCAAUCAUCGGAGUGCAGAACAAGAACAAGGGAACGCCGGGCAUGCAACGGGAUUACUCUUGUCCGGAACUGUGGACGCUCGGGCAGGACGAGUUCUGCGAAAACGGAACCGACCCCAGAGAGCAUGGCUACCAGUUGCCGGUUUUCGCCUUCUUCGAUGACGGUGACGACAGCGGCGAAUCCAGCCAGGCGCGAUUCCCUAGCGACACCGACCUACCAACCUACAGUAGCCUGUUUCAUUCGUCCGGCAAAGACGAGGAGCACUUCAAACCGGUCCCCAGUCGGAACCUGAUCCAUCCGGCCAUGCGACGGGCCCAGUUGCUCACGCCGAAAGACGCCGUCACCGUCGGGCGGAGCAAAUCCUUUCAGGACCAAAGCAUAAGCAUUCCAAUGCGACGGCGGCUGAAAAUGUUGCCAUUCCUGCGGGUGAAGGACAGCCGACCCCACCGCAAAGACCGAGCCCGACGCCCGUCGCCGGUUCUGCUGCGAGUGGAUUCACCGGUGACGUCAGCGUCAACCUCGGCAACGGCUUCCGCGGCUACCAUUCCCUACGAGGAAAUUGGCGGCGGCAGUUGGCGGAACGGGUCUUCUGAUGGUCAGCAACAAUACAGAGGUGGAGCGACCACCGGCACCGGUGAUGUCGUCGAUAGUGACACUCAGGGAAAGGGGGAGGGUAAAGAAGUGGGUGAACGAAGGGUGCUUUCCUAUGGUGACGUCAGCAGUUUUGUGUUCAUCGAUGAGGACAUCGACAACGACGGUGGUUACCCGAGCAGAAUACGCUAUGACCGCGCUUGUGAUGACCUCAAAGAUGCUGUGACGGGUUCACCCCUUCAUGACAACAACAACAACGGUAACGGUAACGGUGGUGGUGGUGGUACAAAUGAUACAGUGAUAAAACUCAGUAACGAAUCAAGUGCUAAACUAGAUGAUACUCGUGACACGGCGGCGACGGUGGUGGUCGUGGAGACGACCGACAAGGUGAUGACGAUAGAUGCUGCAGCUGAAGGCGAUAAGGAAAAUCGACGGCGAGGUCACUUGCUGGGAAGAAUCUAUCGUCGGAUGCGCAAAUGCUCGAUGGGAUGGAGCAAAACGGGACACCGAAGAGCUCGCAGCAUCUCAGAAGAAAUGUACUCAGACCCCUCACGCUGCGACGACCAACAGAAGGCCGAGAGCAGUUCUGGCACUCACUCGAAACCCGAUUCUGCGCACAAAGAUAAAGAUAAGAAAGAUAAGGAAAAGGAGGAACGUGAUGAAGAAACAAUCAAAGUAUUUGACGGCAACUGUUCAUAUCGAAGAAAAAUAUUUAGAGCCAUCACCGUACCUAGAACAUGCUCGUUAGAACAAUUACUGACCACCGCCUUGAGGGCCUUUCACAUAGCCAGGGAUUCAAAUCUAUUUUUUCUUACCGACGUCUACGGUGAUGAAGUAAGAUUACAGGACCCGACGCCGGUCCUCAACCUGCACCGAAUCGAGGGAAAACGACCAGCCAUCUAUCUGCGAUUUCGUGACCGCGAGAACGAUCACGGCUUCGUGAGGGUCUACCCCGGUAAGCUGCAGGUGGAGAACGCCUACGUCAACAUCCCGGUGGACCUCGACUCGACGGUGAAGGAUCUCAUCGGCGAGUCGUUGAAGAAAUUCGGCCUCCAAGGACACCAGAUCGAGGACUACCGCUGCUCGGAGAUACUGCUGGACCGGGGGGUCACCGAGCGGGUCCUGUCGUGGAACGAACGGCCCUGGGAGAUCAUGAAGCAGCUGGGGAAGGACUCGAUCCGCCAGAUGGAGAUGAUGCGCUUCUAUCUGCAGCUCAAACAGGAUCCGCACGGGCCGAACCUGGCCCUCUUCGUCGGCAAUCUACCUCCGGGCCUGUCGCAACGGAACUACGAACACAUACUGACUGAGAUCCUUGGUUUCGAAAACAAGUUUAGUAGUAUCGGUCCGAUCUACUACGAGUACGGAUCGCUAGUGAUAACCUACGAGAACGCAUCCAAAGCCGUUCGUGCAUUCCAAGCCUUGCGGGAGUCCAAGUACGAGGACAAACAUCUGCUGGUGUUGCUGUUACCGAACAUUGAACCGAGCAUGGUGCCCCAGGGUGUCCAACCGUUGCUGGUAUUCGUCAACGUCAAGUCCGGUGGAUGCCAAGGAUUAGAGCUUAUUAGUAGUUUUCGGAAAUUGUUAAAUCCAUAUCAAGUAUUUGAUCUGGAUAACGGUGGACCACUGCCUGGACUGUAUGUAUUCAGACACAUUCAGGAUUACAAAAUUUUAGUUUGCGGAGGUGACGGCACGAUCGGCUGGGUGCUGCAGUGUUUGGACAACGUCGGCCAGGAUUCGGAGUGCUCUAGCCCACCGUGUGCGAUUGUCCCGCUCGGAACCGGAAACGAUCUGGCCCGGGUGCUACGUUGGGGUGCCGGUUAUACCGGCGGAGAAGAUCCACUAAAUCUGUUACGGGACGUGAUCGAUGCGGAGGAAAUCCGGUUGGAUCGUUGGACCGUGGUCUUCCACCCGGAGGACAAACCGGAAGACGCAGCUCCGAGACCAUCCCAGGGCAAUCCAGCGGGUAAGAAGAAGAAAAUACAACAGCAAUUACAACAACAACAACAACAACAGAAUCAACAUCAUCACCCCGCGACGACAAUCAGCGCAAUCAGCCAAACGCAAGUCGUCGGUGCCACGCAGAGCGAAGACAACUCGCAGAUCUUCGUGAUGAACAACUACUUCGGCAUCGGCAUCGACGCCGACCUGUGUCUGGAUUUCCACAACGCCCGCGAGGAGAACCCACUCAAGUUCAACUCCCGGCUGCACAACAAGGGCGUCUACGUCAAGAUGGGCCUACGGAAGAUGGUGGGGCGGAAGAUGGUCAAGGAGCUGCACAAGGAAAUCCGGCUGGAGGUCGACGGCAAGGUGGUGGACCUGCCGCCCGUCGAGGGUAUCAUCAUUCUAAACAUCCUGAGUUGGGGUUCGGGUGCCAAUCCGUGGGGACCAGAGAAGGAGGACCAGUUCAGUAAACCGAAUCACUGGGACGGAAUGCUGGAGGUCGUGGGAGUGACCGGUGUAGUCCACCUCGGUCAGAUUCAGUCCGGCUUGCGGUCGGCCAUGCGAAUAGCCCAGGGAGGUCACAUAAAGAUUCACCUACAUUCAGACAUACCGGUGCAGGUCGACGGGGAACCGUGGGUGCAGAGCCCCGGCGACGUAGUGGUGCUAAAGUCAGCUCUCAAGGCGACCAUGUUGAAAAAAAUGAAGGGCAAAAUGAAGCGACGAAACACCGAACCGACGAUGCAGGUGAUGGGGCCAUCGGGAAUCCAGAUGACGCUGGCCGCUCCCCAGGAGCCGGAGGAAGUCGACUCGAAUAAUACCGACUUCUGAAUUUGGUAUAACGAGCGAUUAAUUUAACGUGCUUCGUCGUUUGUCGAUACUACCACUACCACAAUGGCAAUUAUCACUGCAAAAGCAACAGCAGCAACACCCUCCUCUACCAACAAAAACACCACUACCACCACCAUUACUGACAGUCACGACCAUCACUCAACCGACGAUGAUGAAGAGGCUUCGUGAGAAAACCAAACAAUCGAGCUGGCAACACAGACCGAUUGUCAUAGCGGCAGCGGCGAACUGUCAAACUAAAGCGCUGCUGACAGCACUGCUGCGUGACUCAUUUGUAUAAAGUCAACUCCGCAGGCCGAACAAUUCAAAACCAACAAAACAUUUCACUUCAGCCCACCUCUGUGUACAUGUGGUAGCGAAUUUUUCGAAGAAACUUUGUAGGGCAUCCUCUCCAAGGAGCAAUAGUGCAUACGCUCUUAUUCAAAUCAUCCACUCGCGCACACACACCCACAUCUAUACAGGAACACGUGUAAAUGAACGACUUUGACAGUAGAGACAAAUCUUAGCAAGCCAUGAACACAAACCCCCCUAACAACGGUGUGUGCAACUAUAAGGGUAAUAGCAAAACCAAGUUAACCGCACUCUUAACCAUAGAAAAAACGUCUUCAUCAGAGAGAAACAAGAACAAACACUCACACACACGAACAAAACCAAUUGACAACCAACAAAACAUAACAGAAAACCCCGUGGGAACAAUGAUUUUUGCCAAACAACCCAAAACACAAAAGGAUAAGCCCGCAAGCCCUGUCAAACACGCAACGACCGACGGUAAAAGCGAACAAGCGCAAGGAACGUUAAAUUAAUGGCUCUUGAGUUACUUCACGGUGGCACGAAAACUAAAAAACAAAAGAAAUAACAAACAAUGCAGGAAUAGUAUUCAUUAUCACACAGACAUACAAAAAAAACAAAAACAAACGAAGACGAAGAAGAAAAAGCUGAUCUUCGGGAAGCGAACAAAGCAAGCGCGAAUCCAAAUCAGUAUUUGCAGUGUGUAGGGGUAAAUCAAGGGUUAAAGGAACCCGAAAGAAUGAACUGUGAACAGAUGCAUAUUUUUGACAAACAAGAAGAAGAAGAAGAAGAAGCAGGAGACGAUUAAACUGUUGCUUUUUUAUGGCAGAUUUGACAGCUGUCAAUGUCAGUUUCGUUCCAACACAAACACACAGACGAAACAAUCGAAUUUGUUAGAUUUUCCGUUAUACAACACACGCAUACAAAUGUGCACGUAAACAAAACAUAAAAACAUGUAAACAAAUCAUGUACGUACGCCGUUCUUUCGAUUGAUUAGAGGACCGAUUGAAUUCAAUGCGCAUAAAGAGAAUCGUCACUAUCACACAAACACAAAUGCAAACUUCUUCUUGUGACUAACGCAGAAAAAAAAACAAAAAGAAUUUGAAAACAAAAACAAAUAUUUAUACGGAAAUGUUGUUGACUAUAUUUACUAUGAAUUUUAUUUCUAUUCAUUUUUUCUAUACACAACGUUCACGCGCUACGGCGAAAAAAAUCAUUAAAUUAUAUUGAAAUCAACAGAAAACAAACCGAAAAGCGAAGAAAAUGAGAAAAACAGAGAUUAAAAUACGCUUAUGUAAGGAAGAGGAAGAAAAAACGAAAAAAUGGGUGAAACAUUAAUCGAUGGUUAUAUUUUGACACGUUUCCCUGCGUUACGAAAGAGGAAACCGUCAGAAGACAAACCAAAAACAUGGAAGCAAACCAAAAAGAUAUAAGUUUAUUUUUAGUUCUAUCUACAAAACACACAGGUUAAAGCAAAGGAACUUAACGUGUUGAGUGCGUUUAUCAAGUGGAAACACGCAAUUAAUAGCCGUAAAUUGUAAUUCAAACAAUUACGUUCUGUAUGGUAUUUUACCAAACUCUACAUUAAAGAAAAAGAAACACUAUUAAAUACUAACAAAAACACCCAAUCUUAGUCACGAAUACAAGGGAAAUUACACUUGCCAAAAACAAACGUUAAAAGUAAGUAAAAUCAACCACACAAACAAAACAUCCCGAUUACGACGAAUUUCACAUUCACACACUAUUACAGGAACACACGACAGCGACGCGGCUGUGCGUGACUAACCAAAACAAACAAACCCACAAAAUGAAAACAAUUAUUCCUUUAAGAAAAAUACAGCCCAAAAACUGCAACCAUAUUCACCACAACACCCAAACGAUGAAAGCAGCAGCACAUCACCAAACGUGCGAAAUCAACGAACCCAGGCCGACUGUGAUCGACUCUCCUGUCAAUUUGACAUGACAACAACGCGCGAAACAGGUAGCGCUCCGCCACCGCCACCUCUACCAUCAGUCACGAACACCACGAAAGAGUGUCCAAACCAUCGCUCAAGGCAGUCUAGCCGAAGACGCGCGGGUUGCUUUGAUCGCGGUUCCCCUACUUGAACGAAAACACACGCACACACUUUCGAUGCGUGAGCGUGAGUGAGCGAGCGAGCGAGCGAACAGAACGGCAGUCGGCCCGCGAAUAACCGAUCUUGGGAAUGUUUAGUUAACGCACGGAUUCGUACGAGAAAAAUGUACGAAGGGCAGAGACUAGGCUUUUCAGAGAAACACGGAAAAGCAAGAAGCGAGAUCAGCUUUAAUCGAAACCACCAAAACGGCGAAAGGAGAAAUAAUACUGGGGAAACUUGCAGUUUUGUGUGCGUUUUCUAGAAUAUUCUCAGCGUUAUUCUUGUCGGAAGAAUGAGAAGAAUUACACAACAAACGAAAUGUAUGCUUAUACGAAAAAAUCCCUCCUGAAGGGUGUGUCCAGACGAAAAAAACCUCCUUUCAUUAUUUAGGUCGCGCGUCUUUCCACGCGAAAAAUCGAAAAUCAUACUCACUAGCACACAACCACAUACAAAUAGAUAAAUGCGACACACUCGGCACAAUUACUGUGCGCGUGUUGCCACCGCAGUCUGGACGCACCUUUCCCACCUAAACAUAUAGACACCUUGGUUAAAGUGUCACCUUUUUGUUACCUCAUCUUGAUAGUUUUCCGCCAUAUUCGCGUGUCGCGUUGCCUCCCACUGGUCCGGAAUAGAACGACCGCAAACGCGACGAUACCAAUACAACGUGACUCCUCGCUAUCCAAAAAUCUGUAGGGGCUCAGUGUUACUAGCUUUGCAAUUCCGGAGGUGCCCUUAGUUGCGGUGACCGAGUUGCGUCCGGUUUCGCACCAUGCUGGGAAUCGGGUGGCCAUGGUGGAACAUGGCGAUGCCACGUGUCAGAUUUGACAUAUAUCUGUCAGUCGGGUUAUUGACAGAUCAUUUUUCUUUUUGCAUUUACCUCGAUGUGGCAUCGCAGUAACCUCUGCCACCCGAUGACCGCCUAGCGACGAACGCAGACUCACUAUAAAUCUAGUAUCACAUACACUUUUUUGGAUAGUGACGCUAUCGUUUGUAGCACAUAAGUCAUAUUUCAUAGUUAUUGUAUAGUCAGUCCUCCUCCUCCAAGUUGUAUGCGAAACGUACGAGGAACCAUUGACCCUAGGUUAGGUUAGAACGAUUCCGUUCCGGUAUUCUAAGUUAGUAUAGAGCAUACAUGUUCGGUUUUCUAGGUAAAACCAAACGAACCAAUUCAUUUACGCCCUUCAGUUCAUUAUCGAAACUCCCCACUGUGAGACAGCGACUAAUACAACACACUCACACUACACUCUAAAACCAAACAACAACACACACAUACAUACAAUAGUAAUAAUAGCGAAAAACCUAUUAUUAUAAUUAUGAUGUAAUUAAAAAGGAAAGGUAAAGAAAAAUAAACAAUGACCAUAAUAUAUUACAGUAUAUCUUUUAAAAGAAAGUAAAUAAAAAUAAAAAUCUCAAAAUAGAGUUGAUGUAGUGUCGAAAAUGCAUAUAAAUAUAACAGAUAUAAUUAAAAAUUUAAUUAAACCAAUAUUUUUUUCGUAUAAAUAAUAAAAAAAAACAAAAAGAUUAGAACUCUUCUAAACGGUGUCGUGCUAAGAGAUACUAAUAUACCAACUUAGAGAAUCAGACAAAACAAAACUAUUACCAAAAAAAAAACAAGCGCCACUCCGUCGCAAGACAACUUAGAAGCGUGGCCAGCGGUGGUGACGUUUCACGCAAGUGCGCGCAGGGCUCUAAAAGCCCCAAGACAAACACUAACAAAUACAACUGUCUCCCUCGCCAUCAGUCCCACCUUAAGCGAAACAAAGAAAAAAAACAAUCGGACUAUUCUGAUGAAAGCAAAACAAACAUGAAAAAGGAGGGAGACUGCCAUUCGUGUGCAAAUGGUGCUAAACAAUCACAAACAAGCAGAUCACAAAUACAAUCAAAGCGCAAAGCAGCGAGGACUCGUUUGACAUUUGUUGCAUUUGUUUACGGCGAAUAUCAACCGCACAAACAAUCUGCCAAAGGCGCAUUCACCAGCAAGAGCGCGUUUAGUGGCACACGCACACACACAAACCUACUAAUGUACUAAACCCACUCCGCGAAGACAACAAGAUCGCCUCCAAGAGUGAUACACCUAUAAAAAAACAAAGGCGAUCCCAUCCCAACGGCCAUUGGGGCUUUCGGGAACACGUCGAGGGUCCGAACGCGAAGAAUUUAAACAAGGUGAAAGAAAUCAAAAUCUAAAACAAAAAAAAAAACUAAUAGAUACAACCAACCAAGUAAGGGUUCAAAUCGUAAAACAAAAAGUAAAUCAAUCAAUAGGAGAAUAAACCAACACAAACCAACUGCGAAACAAAACUAAACGAGAGCGGGGACGAGGUUGAACGAAAAUCAGUGAAAAGCGACAACAAACAAGGUAAAACAAACAUUCACACACCCUAACAAAAAAAAAAUACAAACACACAUUCAUCUAGAUGGCGACGACUACUGGAAGUCGCCCAAAACGGGAAUAGAAAAGAAACGUAACACAAACAUACAAGCGAGAGGAAAUCUCCUCGCUCUCCGCUCUUCCAAGGUGUUGUUGAAGGAGAUGAAAAAAAAAACAGAGAAAGUUCGUAAACGCAAAAGGAAGUGGAAGGAAACACAAGAAAAUUACAACACACACACACACACACAUGCGUGCGCACUGACUGAGACAGACAGACAGACGGAGUCAGUGUCGUCACAUGAAUCGAGUAUAAACAAAAGAAAUACUAUUAACUAUUUAAUAACUAUUAUUAAAAAAAAACAGAAAAGAAAAUGAAUUAUAUAAUAUAUAAAUAUAUGUGAUUAUAAAUAGGUUAAACAUAAUUUGUCAAUAGCAAGAACAACAAAAAUAUAUAUAUACAUAUAUGUAUAAUUAAAAAUAUACAAAAAAUAUGGCUGUUUC
Messenger RNA from Aedes albopictus (Asian tiger mosquito), 10054 nucleotides. RefSeq names its product diacylglycerol kinase theta. The transcript is spliced from 17 exons. Gene Ontology annotation, molecular function: ATP-dependent diacylglycerol kinase activity; RNA binding. Lineage: Eukaryota; Metazoa; Arthropoda; Insecta; Diptera; Culicidae. The record is from RefSeq and is a predicted model, not a curated record. Bases 773 to 4765 code for a protein of 1330 amino acids.